CGGCGGCGGGGGAAGCAGCGUGAGAAGUCCGGAGGCGCGCCGAGUCCAUUGAAACGGGCCGCCAUGGCCCUCCACAGCCCGCAGAGCUUAUGCAAGCUUUGGAAACCCCGGUGGCAUAGUGGUUAAGUGCUAUGGCUGCUAACCUAAAGGUCGGCGGUUCAUAUCUGCCAGGUGCUCCCUGGAAACUCUAUGGGGCAAAUCUACUCUGUCCUCUAGAGGCGCUAUGAGCCGGAGUCAACUCAGUGGCAACAGAGCUGCUCUUAAAAUGAUGCUGACAGCUACUUCAUCCACCUUACAUAAAUUGUGCAUCAGUGUUUUUCAAGUCAACCUUAUUGAGUAUAUUUUUGGAGAUUUUAGCCCUGAUGAGUUCAAUCAAUUCUUUGUGACGCCUCGUUCUUCAGUUGAGCUUCCGCCAUAUAAUGGAACAGUUUUGUGUGGUACGCAGGCUGCAGAUGAACUACCUGAUGGACAAGAGUAUCAGAGAAUUGAGUUUGGAGUUAAUGAAAUAAUUGAACCGGAUGACACUUUGCUGAGAACCCCAAGCUACAGUAUUUCAAGCACAUUGAACCCUCAGGCACCAGAAUUUAUUCUUGGUUGUUCAGCUUCCAAAAAGACCCCCGAUGACCUAGACAAAGAAGCAAACUACAGCUCCACAGAAUGCCAGUACCCAGGCUCUCCUCUUGCUUUGGAUAGUACUUCUAACGUGGAGGCAGAAGUUUUAGAAAAUGAUCGUGUCUCAGGUGGUCUUGGACAAAGGGAACGUAAAAAGAAGAAAAAACGGCCACCUGGAUAUUACAGUUACUUGAAAGACAGCAGUGAUGGUAGUAUUUCCACAGACACCCUGGUCAACGGCCAUGCCCAUCCAGCAGCCCCGAACAGUGUAAGCACAGAGGACGUGGAAUUCAUGGGUGAUGUGCCCCCAUCAGUCACACCCAGGACUUGUAACAGCCCUGAGAACUCCCUGGACUUCGUCAGUGACUCUCUGCCUGACGGGCCUUUCCCCAGAGCACUGGACAGUCAUUCCAGGACUGCAGGGCAGCCUGAGCUGUGCCACCUGAGUGAUUUUGAACAGGCCUGCCUCCCUGCAGAGGCUGGCAGGGAUGGCCUGUUAAGGACAGCCGUGGCUCAGUCUUAUGUUGGUACUGAUACUACUGAGAACCUUGGAGUUACUAAUGGACAAAUACUUGAAUCCUCGGAUGAGGGCCCAGCUGCCAACGGGGUGGAGUUGCACAUGGUGGAAAGCACGGACUCGGAGCCUGCUCAACCCCAGAGUGCUUCACCCCCUGCUGAUCUCGUGGCCUCGGCGGCAGGCUCCGCUCCUACCAGUCAGCCUGCCAAGUCGUGGGCUAGUCUUUUCCGUGACUCCAAGCCCUCUUCUUCCUCACCCAUGGCUUAUGUGGAAACUAAGUAUUCCCCUCCUGCCACAUCCCCCCUGGUCUCUGAAAAGCAGGUUGAAGUCAAAGAAGGGCUUGUUCCAGUUUCAGAAGAUCCCGUAGCCAUAAAGAUUGCAGAGUUAUUGGAGUCUGUAACCCUAAUACAUAAACCAGUGUCAUUGCAACCCCGCGGGCUGAUCAAUAAAGGAAACUGGUGCUACAUUAAUGCUACGCUGCAGGCAUUGGUUGCUUGCCCUCCAAUGUAUCACCUGAUGAAGUUCAUUCCUGUGUAUUCCAAAGCACAACGGCCUUGCACAUCAACACCCAUGAUAGAUAGCUUUGUUCGGUUAAUGAAUGAGUUCACAAAUAUGCCAGUACCUCCAAAACCCAGGCAAGCUCUUGGGGAUAAAAUCGUGAGGGACAUUCGCCCUGGAGCUGCCUUUGAGCCCACGUAUAUUUAUAGACUCCUGACAGUGAUCAAGUCGAGCCUGUCUGAAAAGGGCCGACAGGAAGAUGCUGAGGAGUACUUGGGCUUUAUUCUCAACGGACUUCAUGAGGAAAUGCUGAGUCUGAAGAAACUUCUCUCACCAAAUAAUGAAAAACUUACUGUUUCCAAUGGACCCAAAAGCCCCUUGGUAAAUGAAGAAGAACGGGAAGAACAAGGCGAAGGAAGUGAGGACGAAUGGGAGCAAGUGGGCCCCAGAAAUAAGACUUCGGUCACUCGGCAGGCGGAUUUUGUUCAGACCCCAAUCACUGGCAUUUUUGGUGGACACAUCAGGUCUGUGGUUUACCAGCAGACUUCAAAAGAAUCUGCCACGCUGCAGCCAUUCUUCACGUUGCAGCUGGACAUCCAGUCUGACAAGAUACGCACCGUCCAGGAUGCGCUGGAGAGCUUGGUGGCGAGAGAGUCUGUCCAGGGCUACACCACAAAAACCAGACAAGAGAUCGUCACGGACGUGAAACUCUAAAGUAAUUGCUCUGAUUGCUAUUACUUAAUGGAUCUGAUAUGAAAAGGAUGACGUCUGAGUCGUUCAUGAAGUCUGCACGGUUCAGAGCGUAGGAGACUGUAGCUGAGUGGUGUUCUUUGUCAUGUUAGAAAUCGGGCCCUGUCAACUCAGGAGAGAUUGGUAAUGUUCUGCUUUCACUAUAGUUUUCAAGGAGAGUGAGAACUUGCUAGUUAUUGGCUAACCACAUGUGCCUGUUAAUGCCUGUUUUCUGCUUUACGGUUAGGAACUUCUGUUACAUAUAUGUUAGACUGUGGCAGUGAAUUCAUACAAAUGAGUUGGGGAGAUGAAUGCAGGCUAGUUAUGAGCAGUAUUUAUCAAACAGUUUAUAGUAUUCCUGUGAAGAUUUAUUUAAAUAAUAGGGCAGUUUAUGGUGGCUAGUUAUGAGCAGUAUUUAUCAAACAGUUUAUAGUAUUCCUGUGAAGAUUUAUUUAAAUAAUAGGGCAGUUUAUGGUGGCUAUGAGCCAUUAUUUUCAGAUGAAAUAAGAUGCCCCAACAUAGAAAACCUGUCACCACGUUGUACGGCCGAGGUAGACCUGUUCUUGUAUUGCGGCUUGUUCUCUAAAUACAGAAGUGCAAAAGUAGGACGUGGGGACCUUUAGUACAUCUGAAUGUCUCCUCUUUGGGUUGGUGAAUCCAGACACUCGGGGGGACUGCAGAAGUCAUGCCGCAUCUCCCACCAUAUUUUUCUACUUGCUUCUUGUGGGCAAUUUUAUUUUUAAAAAAAAAAAAGUGGUCAGAGCCAGAGACAGACACUUGGCCGUCGACUUCAGUGAAUAAGCUAAGAAGAGCCUGGCAGUGGAACUUAAUGGAAAAGAGAGAGAUAGUGGGUAUUUGUUGGUUGGUGUGGUUAGGCGUGUGUAUUUGGCUGUGGGUGACUUUGUCAACUUGGCUCACUUCUAUGGCAGCUGUGACUCUCCAGAGAUGAGAUUACUGUCCCUGGUGGCUGUGGCCACAAUUUUGCUUUCUCUCUCUUCUUUCAGCCAAACUGUGAGAGCCUUUAACCACUAGUCUUGCCGGGGAGUUUUUUAGCCUUUCCCUGGGCUACCCCGAGAAAGACCCUUUUCAUGAUGUAACUGUUAUUCUUUCUUUUGUUUCUACUGCAAUCACAUUUCACCUUUGGAUCAGAAGAAGGGGCGUGGUUGAGAUGGCCAUAGUUAUUGGCCUAACUGAUGUUAGAGAGUGGUGAGGAAAGGCUGAUUUAUUCUACAUAAAUUUGAAUUGAAUUAAAUUUGAAUUUGGUUUGAAGGACAGCUUCAAAAGAGAAGUAGUGUUUUGGUGGAGCCUUGAAGUAUGAGAAAGAAUGAUGUUACCUGUUCUGUGAUUGUGGUAGUGUGUUAUCAGAUGAGAUCGAGAGCAUUUGUAUAAAAGCAGAUGAUUGAGGAAGAAAGAUGUUGGCCAGCUUGUAGGAAAAUCUGUCAAGAGUGAAUAACACUCUUUUUUUCCCAGAGUAUUUUUCUUUUAUUGUGCUUUAAAUGAAAGUUUACAAUUUAACUCAGUUUCUCAUACAAAAUCUUACACACACGUUGUUAUGUGGCCCUAGAUGCUUUCCCUACAGUGUGACAGCACACUCCUUCUCUCUACUCUGUAUUUCCUGUAUCCAUUCAACCAGCUCCGGUACCCCUCUGCCUUCUCAUCUUGCCUCUGAACAGGAGCCGCCAACAUAGUCUCAUGUGUCUACUACAGCUAAGAAGCACACUCCUCUCCAGUAUUAUUUUCUGUCUUAUAGUCCAGUCUAAUCUUUGUCUGAAAAGUUGGCUUAUGGGAAUGGUUUUAGUUUUGGGCUAACUAAGAGUCUGGGGAUCAUGACCUUGGGGUCCCUCCAGUCUCAGUCAGACCAUUAAAUC
Messenger RNA from Loxodonta africana (African savanna elephant), 4224 nucleotides. It is a transcript of the gene USP10, whose product is annotated as ubiquitin specific peptidase 10. Lineage: Eukaryota; Metazoa; Chordata; Mammalia; Proboscidea; Elephantidae. The coding region runs from base 224 to 2341 and encodes 705 amino acids. Gene Ontology annotation, biological process: regulation of autophagy; DNA damage response, signal transduction by p53 class mediator; protein deubiquitination. The record is from RefSeq and is a predicted model, not a curated record. Gene Ontology annotation, cellular component: cytosol; nucleus; early endosome. Gene Ontology annotation, molecular function: cysteine-type deubiquitinase activity. The transcript has 14 exons.